Molecule: messenger RNA, 3046 nt
Organism: Coregonus sp. 'balchen'
Lineage: Eukaryota; Metazoa; Chordata; Actinopteri; Salmoniformes; Salmonidae
Source: the annotation of a GenBank genome assembly
AUGAUUCAGAGGAAGGAGGUUGUUCUGUCAGUCCUGGGGGAGCUGCAGGAUGCUACAGAGAGCUCCGGCCUGGACGCCCUCACCAGGGUAGCUCUGGAGGUCCACCAGGUCCUGACCCCCUUCACCCUACCCUCCUCCUCCUGCCAGGAGUUCCCUGACUGGGCAGGCAUCGACGGCGUGGCCCAUAGCCUGUACCCUGCUGACGCCCCUGGAGGCCUCCUACCUCUGGUCUGUAAGGGAGAGGGGAACCUGCUGUUUGAUGCAGCCAGCAUGCUGCUAGUGGGGACUACUAGUCUCAGUGUGGAGCUACAGGUGAGCAGGAAGUGUUUCUUUUUGCAUUUGAAAUAUGUGUUUCAUUGGCUUCUGUGGAUUUUGUAUUUCCAAAGCAUGAAGGUUAUAAUUGACGUCAUUUUGAAUGUGGAUAACUCAGAGCUAAAAUGUAUUUUCCAUGUUUUCAAAAAUAUAAAAAUACUGCAUUCUGACAACACAUGUUUGCAAGAUUAUAAUUAGUUACUGUAUCGGUCUGUAGCCUAAUUUGUACUGUACGUGUCCUCCGUUCCCUCCAGGUGCGUACGGUGGUGGACAUGCUGCUGUGGAAGAGGUACUACCUGGGUGGUAUGAUCGACUCCAAGGUGAUGCUGCAGGCAGCCAGGUUCAGCCUGUGUGCCGAGGAGUCCCAGGAUAUGCUCAACCUCCCCCUCUCCGUCCUCGAGGCUAUCUUCGACGCCGACGUCAAAGCCUCCUGCUUCUCCGGCUCCUACGCCAACAUGUGGCACCUCUACGCCCUCUCCUCUGUCCUCCGGUGCAACAUCUACUCUGUCUACCCCAUGUACAACCUCAAGAUACGGCCCUACUUCAACCGCCUGAUAAGACCGAGGUCCUACCCCGAAGACCUGGAUCCUAUCACCAUGCACAUCAUGUGGUCUGGAGAGCUGGAGGGGGGCUCCACCAGCUCCAGGUUCAGACCCAGAGUCUUUGUAGCGUUAGUCCAGGCUAGUGACCUCCAGGUGGGCAGUCCUAACGACGAGCAGAGGGUCCCCCCGCUGAAGUCCCUGGAGCUUCUCAAGCGGGACUCCCACCUGUCUUACUCCAGUCUGAAGGACAAGUACAACAUCACCAAGAGCACCUUCUACCGCUGGAGACGGCAGACACAGGAGCACCGCAAGAAAUCUGCUGCCAGGUCCACCUCUAUACAACUCCUUAAUACUCUUUGUCUGUUGUAGAUACUGAUGACAUCAGCACCAUGGCACUCUGGCACUUUCCCACUUUUUAAUGGCUUGUUGUGUUUGUUUGUGUUGUUUGGUCUGUAUGUUUUAACCUUCUGCUGACAUUGAAUGAGUAUUAAUCUGUCUAUCUCUUUCUGUGAAGGUACGAGGCCAAACACUUCGUCCAGGCGUGCUACCUGGAAGGGAAUCUUAUCCCACUGCACCAGUUUAAAGAGUUCUUCCCUGAGAUCUCCAGGUAAAUAAGACACUGAAAGCACCGUCAACACAGUUCAGAUCCCCACAUGAUGUACUUCUUUUAUCGUUUUUUAAAUGGUUCAAAAAAUUAUAUUGAUUUUUAACUUGACUUUUCUGUGCCCAGAGAGCCAUGGUCAUGCUGCCGUUGUCUUGUAUAGUUAUGCUGCUGAAUGACCUUUCCUUUGGAACAACAACAAUGUGAUUCUCUUCUAGGUCCACCUACUACGCCUGGAAGCACGAGCUGAUCUCGUCCGGCGGCAGUUUCUCCACGGGGGAGGUGAGUCCAGGGGACAGCACGGAGCAGGAAUCCUGGUCCUCCCCUGAGUCCAAGCCCGGGCAGGAGGACCGUGAGGUAGAGCCAGAACCAGAGCACCACAACAGCGUGGCCAGUCUGUUUGGCCUGAACUACAACAAUGAUAAGAUGGACGGGGAACGGGCCCAGAACCUGGCGCUGAUGCAGGAAGCCAAGAAGGUUCUUCAGAAAUGCAUCGCUAUGAACACCUCGUUCCCCUUCAGGAUCUUCAAGAGGAGCUUCCCAGGCAUCUCCAGGUCAGCGACAACGAUUUGACUGAUGUAUAGCAUGGCCUUUAAUCAAUGAUUUGUCUUUUUGUUAUUGUAUUCAUCUUUUUUUUUUUUUGCCUUCUGUUUUCUUUCUUUCUCCCGCCUUCAUUUUAUUGAUUUACUGUUAAGUGUGUUUACAAUUUGAAAUGGAGUUUAACUAAAGUUUUAAUUUGAAAUAAUCCAGAUCCACAUACUACAACUGGAGGAGGGAGGCUAUGCUGUUCAAUAGAAGCUACAAGGCUAGACGCAGUGAAGACGGCUCCGAUGCGGAUAAGAGUAGCCCCACCGGUGGUCUGUCCCCUAUCAGGGGGACUGAGAGCCAUGGUCACGCUGCCGCCGUCUUCCCCAGAAUGAAGAUCUGUAGAAACAACCGUAAAGGCUUCAGGCUGGUGUUCCUACGCAGGAAGAAACUGAGAGAAGCAGCCAAGGUGAAGUUGUGGAAGUCAAGAUGGCCGUUGUCCAAGUUCAAAGUGAACUACCCCUCCCUGUCACUCUGUUUCUAUUGGAUGUGGCGCAACGGCCCGAGUCAAAACAGGAAGGAGGAAAUCACCCACCCGUCUCUAGAGGUGAACAGACCUGAGAAUAUUAUGGAGAGCGACAACCCAGUAAUGGAGAACGUUAACGCCGUGACGAAGAGUGAGAUGAAGACGAGGGGUCUGACACAGGACGUGUUCUUCUCUGAGGGGGAUCCAACAGAGGGUCCGAGAGGCCCUUCCACAAUAACCUCUGUGACACCCCCCUUUGAUGCCCCUCUCCCUCUACCCAGGUCCCCCCUGCCCCUCCCCAACCCAGCCAAGAUGUCCGCCGCCGCCACCACCGCAACAGACGACCAGAUGUUUGUGAUGGAUCUGGUGGUCCUGGCCAACUUCAAGGCCAAGGCCAAGCUGUUCCUCCAGCAACGCUUCGAGGAGAAGUCCUUCCCCACCUUCAAAGAGUUCAGGUCCUACUUCCCCCUGACUCCCCGCUCUACCUAUUAUAUGUGGAAGAGGGCCCUGCAUCACGGCGUGCCACUGGUACAUGGCUGA